Messenger RNA from Oryza sativa Japonica Group (Japanese rice), 3753 nucleotides. RefSeq names its product tyrosine-sulfated glycopeptide receptor 1. Gene Ontology annotation, molecular function: ATP binding; protein binding; protein kinase activity. Lineage: Eukaryota; Viridiplantae; Streptophyta; Magnoliopsida; Poales; Poaceae. Gene Ontology annotation, biological process: protein phosphorylation. The record is from RefSeq and is a predicted model, not a curated record.
GACUUCGAGUAGAAAAACAGAAUAAAGUUGUCACGUGCUAGGAAAAUGGAAGCAAGAGCCACUUCUUUCUUCCUCCUCAAGCUCUUUCUUGAUUAGAUCAUCUCAUGCUUUGCCCAGUCAGAAACUCAGGAUACAAACUAAGCAUAAGGCUUCCAUGCUAGUAUCACCAGAAAACCAUGCAGCCACCUCAUUCUUCAUGCAAGACACAAAGCAACAGAUUUCCCAUACCUGUUCUUGGUCUUGCCCUUGUGCUACUGCUCAACUUCACCUCUCCCACCAGUUCAUGUACAAAGCAAGAGAAGAGCACCCUCCUCAAUUUCCUCACGGGGUUUUCUCAGGAUGGGGGCCUCAGCAUGUCAUGGAAGGAUGGCAUGGAUUGUUGCGAAUGGGAAGGGAUAAACUGCAGCCAAGAUAAGACCGUGACUGAAGUUUCAUUGCCUUCCAGGAGCCUCGAGGGGCACAUCUCACCAUCUCUUGGCAACCUGACUGGAUUGUUGCGCCUCAAUCUGUCCUACAACCUGCUAUCCGGUGCCAUACCGCAGGAAUUAGUGUCUUCCAGAAGUCUCAUUGUCAUCGACAUCAGCUUUAACCGCCUGAAUGGAGGUCUCGAUGAGUUGCCAUCUUCAACCCCUGCCAGGCCACUGCAGGUACUAAACAUCUCAAGCAAUUUGUUUAAAGGACAGUUUCCAUCCUCCACAUGGAAAGUGAUGAAAAAUCUGGUCAAACUCAAUGUCAGUAACAACAGCUUUAGUGGGCAUAUACCAACUAAUUUCUGCACCAACUCACCAUCCUUCGCUGUGCUUGAGCUCAGUUACAACCAAUUCAGUGGGGGCGUUCCCCCUGAACUUGGAAAUUGCUCCAUGCUCAGAGUCCUCAAGGCUGGCAACAACAACCUUAGUGGGACUCUCCCAGACGAACUCUUCAAUGCUACCUCGUUGGACUGCCUCUCUUUUCCCAACAAUAAUUUAGAAGGAAACAUUGGUAGUACACCUGUAGUAAAACUCAGUAAUGUGGUAGUACUUGAUCUUGGAGGGAACAACUUCAGUGGCAUGAUUCCAGAUACUAUAGGUCAGCUCAGUAGAUUGCAGGAGCUCCAUUUGGACAACAAUAACUUGCAUGGUGAGCUUCCAUCGGCUUUGGGCAAUUGCAAAUAUCUCACAACCAUCAACCUCAAGAGCAACAGCUUCAGCGGAGAUCUAGGCAAGGUCAACUUCUCCACAUUGCCCAAUCUGAAAACUUUAGAUAUUGACAUGAACAACUUUAGUGGUAAAGUUCCAGAAAGCAUCUACUCAUGUAGCAACUUGAUUGCACUGCGGCUCUCGUAUAACAAUUUCUACGGUGAGCUGUCAUCAGAAAUAGGCAAGCUGAAGUACCUCUCGUUCCUAUCUUUGAGUAACAAUUCUUUUACAAAUAUCACAAGAGCUCUUCAGAUCCUUAAGAGCUCCACGAACCUUACCACCCUGUUUAUUGCGUACAACUUCAUGGAAGAGGUCAUUCCACAGGAUGAAACCAUUGAUGGUUUCGAGAAUCUCCAGGCUCUCUCAGUAGACCACUGUUCAUUAUCAGGAAGAAUACCACUUUGGCUAUCAAAGCUCACAAACUUGAAGUUACUAUUUUUAUCCAACAAUCAACUAACUGGACCAAUACCAGACUGGAUUAGCUCACUAAACCGCCUGUUCUAUCUGGAUAUAUCAAACAACAGCCUAGCAGGAGAAAUCCCAAUUACCUUGAUGGACAUGCCAAUGAUAAGAACAACCCAGAAUAAGACCUAUUCAGAGCCUAGUUUCUUUGAGCUACCUGUUUAUGAUGGUAAAUUUCUUCAAUACCGUACACGUACUGCUUUUCCGACACUGUUGAAUCUAAGCCUAAACAAGUUCAUGGGUGUGAUCCCCCCACAAAUUGGUCAGUUAAAAAUGCUUGUCGUACUUGAUUUCAGCCACAACAAUUUAUCAGGACAGAUCCCACAAUCAGUUUGCAGCCUCACAAGUCUGCGAGUUCUCGAUUUAUCCAAUAACAACCUCACAGGUUCAAUUCCUGGUGAACUGAAUAGCCUGAACUUCCUUUCAGCAUUCAAUGUUUCAAACAAUGACCUUGAAGGUCCUAUUCCCAUAGGAGCUCAGUUUAGUACAUUUCCAAAUUCCAGCUUUGAUGGUAACCCAAAGCUGUGUGGCUCUAUGCUCACUCACAAAUGCAAAUCAGCAGAAGAAGCCUCAGCAUCCAAAAAACAGUUGAACAAAAGGGUCAUUCUUGCAAUAGUAUUUGGGGUGCUUUUUGGAGGGGCCGCAAUUGUUUUGCUAUUGGCGCACUUCCUUUUCUCGCUCAGGGAUGCAAUUCCCAAAAUCGAAAACAAAAGCAACACUAGUGGAAAUCUGGAGGCCGGUUCGUUCACCUCUGAUCCAGAGCAUUUGUUGGUAAUGAUACCACGAGGCAGUGGAGAAGCAAACAAACUCACAUUCACUGAUCUCAUGGAGGCUACAGAUAACUUCCAUAAGGAGAAUAUUAUAGCAUGUGGAGGUUAUGGGCUAGUGUACAAAGCUGAGUUACCCAGUGGCUCCACACUCGCAAUCAAGAAGCUCAAUGGAGAAAUGUGCCUCAUGGAAAGGGAGUUUGCAGCAGAGGUUGAAGCCCUAUCCAUGGCACAGCAUGACAAUCUUGUGCCUUUGUGGGGAUACUGCAUCCAGGGAAACUCGAGGCUACUCAUAUAUUCUUACAUGGAAAAUGGUAGCCUGGACGACUGGCUUCAUAAUAGGGAUGACGAAACCAGCUCAUUUCUUGACUGGCCAACACGUUUCAAGAUUGCACGAGGAGCAAGCCAGGGUCUUUCGUAUAUCCAUGAUGUCUGCAAGCCUCACAUUGUCCACCGUGACAUCAAGUCCAGCAACAUUCUACUUGACAAAGAAUUCAAAGCUUAUGUCGCUGAUUUUGGGUUGUCAAGAUUGAUCCUUCCGAACAAAAACCACAUCACAACAGAGCUAGUCGGCACUCUAGGUUACAUCCCACCUGAGUAUGGACAAGGAUGGGUUGCUACCUUAAGAGGCGAUGUGUACAGUUUUGGAGUGGUCCUGCUUGAGCUACUCACAGGAAGACGGCCUGUUUCAAUCCUCUCUACAUCAGAGGAACUUGUUCCAUGGGUACUAGAAAUGAAGUCCAAGGGAAACAUGCUUGAGGUCCUGGAUCCAACACUCCAAGGCACAGGGAAUGAAGAGCAGAUGCUCAAGGUGCUUGAAGUUGCUUGCAAAUGUGUCAACUGUAAUCCUUGCAUGCGGCCAACUAUCACAGAGGUAGUUUCCUGCCUGGACAGUGUAGGCUCCGACUGAAGAUAUAGAAGGCACAAGGCAGUCAAGGAGUUUUUAGUUUCAUAACCAGACAUUUCUCCUCCACUGAAGGAAGUGCUGAGUACGCUCAAUUGGCGAAAAGCAUGAGGAAAAGUAUAAACAAGUGAAAAGAUCAUCCUGUUCCUUUUUUCGCUGGGACGGCAGAAGGACGCCAUCUGAAUUUCAUUAGAUUUUAAAAGGAGUUUAGUACAUAAAUGCUCGGCAAACUUAAAUUGCCGGGGCAGCACCGCCUCACGGCAGUGAAACGCUAGGAGCUACACUUGUCUACAACCAGAGCUAGACUAGGCCAGCCUCCUGCCAAAUCAUCCUGUUCUUUGUGUGCUCAAACAAAUCGAGUGCAAAUGCUAAGGCAAUUAGGUGAUAUCAGCACUCUUGUUUCUGAUUGACGUACAUAGAAACCACAGGAAUCUAAUGAAUA